This is a messenger RNA of Microdochium trichocladiopsis, 918 nucleotides long. RefSeq lists its product as uncharacterized. The coding region runs from base 311 to 613 and encodes 100 amino acids. Lineage: Eukaryota; Fungi; Ascomycota; Sordariomycetes; Xylariales; Microdochiaceae. The record is from RefSeq and is a predicted model, not a curated record. Gene Ontology annotation, biological process: respiratory electron transport chain. Gene Ontology annotation, cellular component: mitochondrion. The transcript has 3 exons.
CCGGCACAAACCACUUCCGCUGCUAACGUCAUCUCCACACGCAUCACCUCACCUUUACAAACACAUUCACUCACUCUUGCCCAAGUAAUAUCAGGAGAAUCAGCCAUUGGCGCAACCUACACUGGCGACGGCUCACCGAGGACAACACAUAAUUCAUCAAAGUUCCGGCAAUCACAAGUCCCCGGGAUCGCGACAGGGAUUCCCAGCAGCCCAGACACCAGUCCUGGCAGCAAACCAGCAAAACAGCCAGAGACAGCGAGAGAGUGGAAAAAGAGAAAGCCAGAGGGAGAGAGGGAGAUAGCAGGCCCAAAUGCCUCCCCCAUCAAUUUCAACAGCAGCAGCCCUCCCCGCACCAAAUCCCCAGCUCCGCGCCCAGGUCGUCGCCAUCUACAAGCAGCUCCUCUACCUCGGCCGCGAGUACCCCCAGGGCGGGCUCGACUAUGUCCGCCCUCGCCUGCACCGGGCCUUUAUGGCCAACGCGCACCUCCGCGACGACGAGGCCAUCCGCCAAGGCAUCGCCAGGGCAGAGUUUGUCCGGAAGGAGAUUGAAGCCCUGUACUACCUGAAACGCUACAGGACACUACGGAAACGGUACGGCGAGCAGAGCCAAUGACUCCCGUUUUUCUCUUUUUUCUUUUCCUUUCGUUCCUCCAUGUGCCGUGUAGCGGUUACAUGUGGCCGAGUGAUUAAUUGCCCUGGCGAGUAUGGGCGCUUGGGUUCUUUGCUUGCCCAUGUACGUAUGUAUACCAUUUGGAUCUGUAUUGAUGCCAUCGAUGCUACUGCCCGGAGGAGGACAAUGAGACACGAAUCAUGUCACUUUCACAGUGUGACGAUGCCCUGCUCUGAGGUAUGGGCAUCAUCACAUUACACAAAGACAUCCCCACGUAGCGUCAAGACAGGAUGUGCGUUGGAACCCAG